This is a messenger RNA of Staurois parvus, 150 nucleotides long. The record is from the annotation of a GenBank genome assembly. Lineage: Eukaryota; Metazoa; Chordata; Amphibia; Anura; Ranidae.
UGCCCCAUCCUUGGUGUCAGUGGGGGGAGGAAUAGUGCCCCAUCCUUGGUGUCAGUGGGGGGAGGAAUAGUGCCCCAUCCUUGGUGUCAGUGGGGGGAGGAAUUGUGCCCCAUCGUUGGUGUCAGUGGGGGGAGGAAUUGUGCCCCAUCC